Struthio camelus australis is the source of this 3994-nucleotide messenger RNA. The record is from RefSeq and is a predicted model, not a curated record. NCBI's taxonomy places the organism in Eukaryota, Metazoa, Chordata, Aves, Struthioniformes, Struthionidae.
UAUCGCUAAGAGGAUCAAACUCGGUCCGCUCCAAGGCAAGAACAUCUCGUUGGUGCGUGGACAGCUGGCUCUCUCCUCAGUAGUGAAAUGUGUUUUUUUUAAUCACGCUGUAUCUUUCUGAGAGCUUUGCAAGAUUGGCUGCUGUUAUAUUGAAUACAAUGUUUAAAUACAGUGCCUGACUGGAAGGUUUUCAUUAGCAUCGUUUAGGCACAGAAUUGGUAGUGACCCCAUCCCAAAUCCUGCCGCCCUGAAAGUCAGUAGCUGGGAAGCGCUAGAAUACCGUACUGUCAACGCUCAGAAAGUGUGGUUUGCAGUUUGUAUGCCUCAAUUUAUAGUUAAUCUACAGCACUAAUCACUCUGAAGUGUGUAUAUGCCUAUGCAUUUAACUACAUCUAAAGCAUUUGCCGUUUAUUAACUGCAGUAAAAUGUAACCGGUGUUGUAGGAGAACUGCAGGUGUGUUGGCUUUGUGUGAUGGUUUACUUUUAAAUCUCAUCUAAACUUUUUUCUUAUAAAAGUAAUCUAACUUCAGGACUGAUCAAGUAAAACCAGUAAAGCAACAAGCACUGGGCAAAAGAAAUUCCACUUAAUCCCCACCUAAGCACUUGAUUUUGUUACGUUUUACUCCUUCUAGAGUUUGUCUUAGUAAAGUUUCCAACAAUUAUCGUUUUUAUUUUGCGACUACAGGUAUCGGUUCUUCCUCACCAUUCAUUUUGGAAAAGUGGUGAGGCAAGGCACCAGGGGAGAUCCAAGUUCCUUAAUUUAACCAUGCAGGUAAAGGAUGAAGUAAAGCAAAAAACAUAUUAAGCAGUAUUUACAGAAGGUGAUAUACCACUGCCUUGUAUUUGUCUUGAGAUGGCUACUGUCUUUUAUCAUAUUAAACUUAUUAUUAUAUUUAGAUGGAAGGUCAGCAUAUCUUAACAGAAAGGAAAAUGAAAGAUGGAAACAUGUUAACUACUGCUUGUAAUAGUAGAAGGAAUCUUAUGGUUGCUUUCCUUUGGAUAUUCCUGUCACUAGAGAGCAGAUGAAUCGCUAUCGGGCUGCAGCUGAAACUGCUCAGAGUGAACUUGCAGCACUUUUGGUGAAGUACGAUUGUGCCCAAUCAGAGCUUCUUGAACUCAGGUCCAAAACGGUCUCUAAAGAAGCCUCUUUUCAACAGCUGAAGGCUGAAGCUGAAAGCUACAAGGAAAACAAUGCUAGACAGACUUCUCUACUUCUUUCUUUGCAAACCCGAGUUCAGGAGAUGGAGGAAGAAUUAAAUGUGCUCGCCACUUCUGAAAAACAGACCAAGUUGAGAGCUCAGGAAGCAUUCAAGGAGAACCGGGAGCUGAAGGAGAAACUUCAUGACCAAAAUGCUGAACUGAAUAAAUAUUUGAAUGAGUGUGAAGAAAGCAAGACUCAAGCUUCUAAGAUCAGCAGAAAACAUGAGGAACUACUUACACAGCUUUCUGGAUCCUUGGACGCAGACAUCAGAGAAAAAGAGGAACUGCAGGAACAUUUAAUUUUAAAGGCCUGUGAAAUACGUAAAGAAAAUAUGACUCUAAAAAGCCAGAUUGCUGCUCUUCAAGAAGCUAUCGAUGCCCAUGAGAUGGAGUCCAAGGCUAGCAGAGAAACUAUCAUGAGGCUUGUUUCAGAUGUGACCAAAGAGCAGAAAAAGGCAGCAGGAUACUAUCAAGACAUGGAAAAACUUAGUAAGGACCUUGACAAUGCUGUAAUAGCAAGACAGAGUUUGGAAAUGGAGAUCAGUACCCUCCAAGACAAACUGACUGCUAACCAGAAAGCCUGGGAAGCCUCAAAGCAAGAACUGCACAAUUUGAAGAGAUCGUCCAGUGAGCUGAACGGAAGUUUGAAGAACAGCCUAGAAGAGGCCAGGACUGCUCAAAACUCUUUGGUUUCUUUUAAAGAGCAAAUAGCUUCCCUACUCAGCAGUAGAUCUUCAAUAGUUAAACCUUCUGAGAAGGCCAUUUUAGAGAGGAUUCGAGAAAUAAACUGCAAAGAGGAGAGUAAAGAAAUAAUGGUAUCUCAGUUUGAAACUCAAAUAGCUAAAUUGACUGAAGCUUUGGAAAAUCAGACCACGUUGUACCAGGAAGCUCUGGAGAGGAGCAGGAAAGCUGAGAAACUAUCUGAGACUUUCCAGGAUGAACUGAAACAUUUGGAAGAGGAAUUGCUGUCUGGAGAUAUAAUGCAAGAUGGUUUGAAGCUUGAGAAACAAAAAUAUCUGAAAUUUCUGGAACAACUUAAUGAGAAGAUGAAACUGGACAGUGUAACAGCAGAUGUUGGAUUUGAUAUGAAUGUGGAUGCGAUUCUAGCUCGUGUAGAGCAGUUAGUGAAACUGGAAGGUGAUGCAGUGAUUGAAAAUAAGACCGUUGCAUAUAGCCUAAGAAGAAAGUUGAAGACUCAAAAAGAAAAACUUGAAAGUAAAGAGUUGCACAUGAACCUUUUGAGGCAAAAAAUAUCCCAGCUGGAAGAAGAGAAGCAAGUAAGGACAGUCCUAGCUGUGGAGCGGGAUGAGGCUAAUCUCACCAUCAGAAAGUUACAUAAGGUGAUAGAGAGGUUACAGCAGCAGCUUGAUCUGGCAAGGAAAGCUAAUACUGAUCUCAAAGCCAAGCUGUCUGAAACCAAUGAACUCAAGAUCAAAACUCUGGAGCAGAACAGAACAAUAGAAGAACUUAAUAAGUCUCAAGGCAAAUUGCAAAGAAUGAAAGAAAAGGCUGAGAAACAACUUACCUCUGUCAAAUCGGAACUUCAUUUAAAGGAGCAUGAAGCUAAUGAAGAUAAAGAAAAGGCCAAAAAUAUGUUAGAAGCAGUUACCAGUGAAAUGAAGGUGCUUAAAACAACCCUUGCAGAAGUAGGAAAAAGAGAGAGACAGUUGACAGACUUCCGAGAGGUGGUCUCACGGAUGCUGGGCCUCGAUAUUAGUAGCCUAGCUCUUCCUGACUAUGAAAUCAUCACGCGUCUUGAACGGUUGAUCCACUCUCAUCAGCACCAUUUUUUCCCAUGUGUCUGCCUCAAAGACGUGGCAAGGGGACAAGAUGAACACUCAGAAGGAAAAAUACAGCUUCUUCACUGAAAUACACAUUUUGCAAGGAAACAGAACCAAAUGAAAUUUUCUUUUGUCUUGCCACAUUUACUAGACAUGCAUAGAAAACAUUUAUUUCUGUUCCCUGCUCUACAGAUAUUUACUUGAGCUGAUUUUUAGUGUUUCUGCAGGGACUCUGAGUUGAAUGGACAGUGUGAAGCCAAUGGCCUGGAGAUAGCAAACUGAAAAAAAUCCCUGGGCAGCUUAAUAUUUCAGCUACGAAAAUGAUAGGCAAUAAGUGAGCAAUAUAUAGCGCUCCAGUUUCAAUGCAGAGGCAUGGAAGGCAUGGGCCACCCAAGAUCACCUUACAGUUUUAGGAAAUAUUCUCUAAGGAAUGUCAGCUUCAGUGAAUUCCUUAUGCUUUUACCCUGAGUGAUAGUGAAGAAAUAAAGUGGGGAUGGUCUCUUUCUUUUUCUCUUGCAAAAGGAGGCUCUCAGUGCAUUUUUAUGCAUAAGAAUUUCAGCUUCAAGCCAGUUGGUUGGAAAUUAGCCAGAAGACUACCAAAGUUGUGGAACAAGUAAUUCUUUUCUUCUUUAUUUUCUUUAGUCUACUACUGUGCCAAAACAAAAAAUUAUACUUUUUCAGCAAAAGCUCUUUCACAGUCAUAUGCCACGAGAUAGAUAUAUUUGGUAGAAUCGCAUGUUGCCCUUGGUUGUGAUGCCUUGGAAGCUUUUAUUUUAAUUGCUAUGUUCCUUGGGCGAUUACUCCUUAGGCAAAAUAAGUUGUGCUUCUUCUGAAUUAAUAAAAAGCUGUAUAAAAACCUUAAUCCACUACUGAAAAUAGUUGAAUAACAGAAUUCUUCAAUUUCAGAAUUCCUAAAGCAAUGAUGAUGAUGUCCAGAAAUACCUUUUAAUCACAAAAGCUGUGUCUAUCACCCUUUCUGUGUCAUGUUAAGCUUCAUGAUUGUUUAAAAAAUU